Patiria miniata (bat star) is the source of this 4472-nucleotide messenger RNA. RefSeq names its product stress-70 protein, mitochondrial-like. Gene Ontology annotation, biological process: cellular response to unfolded protein; protein refolding. Gene Ontology annotation, cellular component: cytoplasm; mitochondrion. The record is from RefSeq and is a predicted model, not a curated record. The transcript is spliced from 14 exons. Gene Ontology annotation, molecular function: ATP-dependent protein folding chaperone; ATP binding; heat shock protein binding. NCBI's taxonomy places the organism in Eukaryota, Metazoa, Echinodermata, Asteroidea, Valvatida, Asterinidae. Bases 129 to 2246 code for a protein of 705 amino acids.
GAGCAAUUUAUUGUAAAACUUACAUCAUGCGCUCACGCAUUUAAAAUUUGCACGUGUGGUCGACCUGUAAAUUUUGUAACAAAUUUCACCACAAUUUGAGUCUCCGUAAAUCUACAAUAAGUAUCAAAAUGUUGUCAUCAGUCAAUAGAAUAACAUCGGGCUGCUUACGCAGCGGCCCUUGCCUCCGUUCGUUUACUCAGCAAAGACAUUUUUCCAAUUUUUCGAGAACGGGAGCAUGGAGCAUUGUAAACACAGACAGCACACAGCCGAGGCGGUUCUAUGCCUCCGACACUGUCAAAGGCAACGUCAUCGGCAUAGAUCUCGGAACGACAAACUCCUGCGUGGCUGUCAUGGAGGGCAAAGCGGCCAAGGUUCUGGAAAACGCUGAGGGUGCAAGAACGACGCCGUCAGUCGUCGCGUUCACACCAGAGGGCGAGCGACUAGUGGGGAUGCCCGCCAAGCGCCAGGCAGUCACAAAUUCCAAGAACACAUUUUACGCCACAAAGAGACUGAUUGGCAGGAGAUUCGACGAUGCGGAAACACAGAAAGAUAUUAAGACGGUAUCGUUUGACAUUGUCAAGGCCAGUAACGGCGACGCGUGGGUCAAGGCCCACGGUAAAUUGUACUCGCCCAGUCAGAUUGGCGCUUUUGUGCUGAUCAAGAUGAAGGAGACGGCCGAGAAUUAUCUCGGCACGCCAGCUAAAAAUGCCGUCGUGACAGUGCCGGCUUACUUCAAUGAUUCACAGAGACAGGCCACAAAAGAUGCUGGACAGAUUGCAGGUCUCAACGUUCUCAGAGUAAUCAACGAGCCUACUGCUGCUGCACUGGCCUACGGGAUGGACAAGACAGACGACAAAAUCAUUGCUGUUUACGAUCUCGGCGGCGGGACCUUCGAUAUCUCGGUCCUGGAGAUUCAGAAGGGGGUGUUUGAAGUCAAAUCCACCAAUGGCGACACAUUCCUUGGAGGCGAAGACUUCGACAAUGAACUCUUGAAAUACUUGGUUGCAGAAUUCAAGAGAGAGCAAGGCAUCGAUCUGACAAAGGACAACAUGGCUCUCCAGCGACUCCGAGAGGCAGCUGAAAAGGCCAAAAUUGAACUCUCCUCAGCUCUGCAGACGGACAUCAACCUUCCCUACCUGACUAUGGAUGCCUCGGGCCCCAAGCACAUGAACAUGAAGCUGACGCGUGCCAAGUUCGAGUCCAUCGUAGACAGCCUGAUCAAGAGGACCAUCGGGCCCUGCAAGAAGGCCAUCCAAGACGCCGAGGUGUCCAGCUCCGAGAUCAAGGAGGUCCUGCUGGUCGGAGGGAUGACUCGCAUGCCCAGGGUUCAAGACACAGUCAAGGAGCUCUUCGGCCGCACGCCCAGCAAAUCGGUCAACCCAGACGAGGCGGUCGCCAUGGGAGCGGCCAUCCAGGGAGGGGUUCUCGCCGGCGACGUGACAGACGUUCUCCUGCUGGACGUCACCCCGCUGUCCCUGGGCAUUGAGACACUGGGGGGAGUCUUCACCAAACUCAUCAACCGGAAUACCACCAUCCCAACGAAAAAGAGCCAGGUGUUCUCCACAGCUGCCGAUGGUCAGACGCAGGUCGAGAUCAAAGUGUGCCAGGGAGAGCGUGAAAUGGCAGUCGACAACAAGGUCCUGGGACAGUUUCAACUUGUUGGAAUUCCCCCAGCUCCACGGGGUGUGCCGCAGGUUGAGGUGACCUUUGACAUCGACGCCAACGGCAUCGUCAACGUUUCCGCCAGGGACAAGGGAACGGGAAAAGAGCAACAGAUUGUUAUCCAAUCAUCUGGCGGUCUCAGCAAAGACGAAAUCGAGAACAUGGUGCAGAACGCCGAGAAGUAUGCCGAGGAGGAUCGCAAGAAGAAGGAGAGUGUGGAGGCCAUCAACCAAGCCGAGAACAUUGUACAUGACACCGAGAGCAAGAUGGAAGAAUUCAAAGAUCAGCUGCCAGCAGAUGAGUGCGAUAAACUGAAGGAGGAGAUUGCCAAAGUGAGGGAGAUUCUUACCAAGAAGGAUACGGAGACAGCAGAGAAUAUCAAGCAAGCCGCAUCCACCUUGCAACAGUCGUCCCUCAAGCUCUUUGAGAUGGCUUACAAGAAGAUGGCAUCAGAAAGAGACCAAAGCAGUGGAGGUAGCGGCGGCGACAGCAGCAGCGACAGUAGCAGUAGCAGCGACAGCAGCAGUAGCAGCGACAGCAGCAGCACCAGCGAAGAGACAACAGAACAGAAGAAGGAGAACUAGAAUAGUCAGUAAUCCAUCGUGGGAAAUAACUAAUUUAUAGCAUCGUUCCAGCAAAGGGGAGAAACAUAUAAAUACAGCAGACCUUUUUAAUACUUGACUUUUGGAGAGAAAAAAAACGGUGUUUGCGCAGUCUUAGAAUAACAUUGCGGGUGUAAUUGUGUCUAUAUUGUGUCAUCAUCGAUCCCUGCUUAGAACUUUUUUUAGAACCGAAUUCAUUGAUGAACUGCAGUGGAAGUUGUACAGUUUAAGUCAGCGCGUCGGGUUUGAAUUCUGAGUUAUGUGAAUUUGUGUCACAGUAGGUUGACUUCUGAAUGCGAGACCGAGUACUUGCGAAGGGGACCCACAAGGCACUUGAGCGUUGGUACCCAAGUACCUGGUUUUGGGUUCUCUUUAUUUGAUGUAGCCUACUCUUACUUUGUCUUGUGGCAAUAUGAUGUAGUGUCUUUUAUUCGUUCAAUUUUUUUAAUACUCCAGCCAUUGUCACUUUUUCUAUCCUGUAUCAGAAUCAGUACUGAUGCACUAAAAGGGAAUGUGGAAAUGCAUACAUCUCUGUGGGGCUGACACUUAUUACCUCUGCCAAGGAGGUUUUGUUUUCAUCGGAUUCGGUUAGUUGGUUUGUCUGUUUUCAAGAUAACUCAAAAAGUUAUGGACGGAUUUGCAUGAAAACAUUUUUUGGGGUGGUCCUUGCUACAAGUACAAAUUGAUUAAACUUUGGAAGUGAUCCGAUUCUGGGUCUGGAUCCAGGAUGUUUUUUAAGGAUUUUUCCACCAUUUAUACGAGGUUUGCGCUCUCUGAGUGCUUUCUAGUUGAGGCUGUACGCAGGCCCGUCUGUAGAAUACAUUAAACUUUACCUGGUGGUGAAAAUUGCAGUGAAGGCUGGUGUUCAACAACCUGCACGGAUCCAAUUUUUACAUGUACGCAUGUAAGUCACAUGUUGUUCAGUUGAACUUUAACCCUAACCACCCCCAACCCUUCAAAAUCCAGCCGCAUGUUUUGUUGGAAUCUGUUGGAGUGAGUACUGCACUAGUAAACUGAUUAUGCUUUACAUGGAGUCAGGUAUACCACCAUAAUCAGAGUCCAACAGUUUAAGUGUUGAAUUAAUAUAUGGUGUUGGAUUUUGCAAGAGUGAGGAAGGUUCCUAGUAAAUCACUGAAGGGGUUGGGGUUAAGGAAGGUAUUUCUUUGCCGUUAACCCUUACCUCCCCAACUCCAUCAAACCCAUCCCCCAUUUUGGGGGACUUGGUCCUGCAGGCUUGGUUUGUUUUUGAUGGAGUAUGAUGGACUUGGGCCUGCAGGCCUAAAGCAAAGCAUGCAUUGGAAGCGGUGUGGUUGAUGGAUUUUUGGUGGACUUGGUCCAGUACUUGGUAAAAGACAGUAGGGAGUUGGUGUUAAUCCUAUUACGUGUGACCUCACUUUUGAUGCGACUUGUGAUUGUACUUGUAAUCUACUUGUCUAGUACUUGGCAUCUCAUUCUUGAUUCCAUCCCGUUCCGUUCCACUCUACCCACCAUCAUUUAAUGCUACUGGUAUCAUUUUGUGUAGUCGCGCUCUUUGUAAGAAAACUUGUCCAUAGCGUAGGGACCUUACCCACUCAAGCUAAGUAUGUUCAAGAAUCAUUUGUUUCUGCCGUGAAAUGAUUUUUCAGUAUAAAUAAUUAUCUGUAUAGAUCAAAUUGAAAUGAAGUUUUUGAGAAACGCCAACAGAAAAAGAUCUCUUUUUGAAUGGUAUGAAAGUGGGGAGACCAGUUGUUAACACGCAAUGCUUCAAUAAUAGGGCUAAGAUUGUCUUCGGAAGACAUUGUCUAGCAGAACCAUUUUCUUACAACUAAAAAAGAGGUCUCUUCCUCUCUUCUCUCGCAGUUAACCGUACAUGUACAGUUUCGUAUCUGAUUUUAAAAAUACACAAUUCUUUUGUUAUGAUUUAUGAUCAUGUAUGAUGUUAUACAAUUUCUGAUGCAAAUUUAUGUAUAACAAUCGGUAACAAUUUAAUUUAAAGCAUUUGAGACUUCACGUUUUCGUUAACACGAGAUUUGUUGAUGCAAAUCCGGUAAGCAGUUCUCAAUUUUUGUUUUGCUUGUUUAUGAUACAUUUUCAAUAACUUGUCAAUGUAUUCUAUUUGAUAUUUCCUUUGGGGGGGGGGGGUGCUAAAUAUUUUUAGUGUACAGUAUUGUACCCGUAAAAGGGAUGGGAGGAAAUGACAAUAAAUAAAAUGCAUUUUGGAAAACAGUU